This is a messenger RNA of Chlorella variabilis, 1107 nucleotides long. RefSeq lists its product as hypothetical. Gene Ontology annotation, biological process: proteolysis. NCBI's taxonomy places the organism in Eukaryota, Viridiplantae, Chlorophyta, Trebouxiophyceae, Chlorellales, Chlorellaceae. The transcript is spliced from 5 exons. The record is from RefSeq and is a predicted model, not a curated record. Gene Ontology annotation, molecular function: cysteine-type exopeptidase activity; dipeptidase activity. The annotation marks the transcript as partial.
GUGCGCGCCUGCACCUCCAUCCUCAUCGGGCGCGGCGCCACCGCGGACGGCAGCGCCUACAUCGCCCGCACCGUGGACUUUGGGUGGAGCAACAUCACGGGGAACCUGCGGUACCACCCUGCCCGGGAUACCCCCGCCACCUUCGCCUCCAACGACAACAACCUUACCCUGCAGCUGCCCGCCCCUGGGCUGGCCUACCUGGCGGCCCCCUGCACCCGCCCGCACAAGCGGGCCGCCGUCCCCGCGGGCAGCAGGAACGCGUCCUUCGAAGAGGUGGGGGUGAACUCUGCGGGCCUGGCCGUGUCGGCCACCGAGACGAUCUGGAGCUCGGCGGCCGCCGUGGCGGCAGACCCGCUGGAGGCGGCGGGGGGGGUACUGGAGGAUGCCAUCCCCUCGCUGCUGCUGCCGCAGGCCGCCUCGGCGCGCCAGGCGGUGCAGCUGCUGGGGUCUCUCAUCGAGGAGCACGGCUCGGGGGAAGGGUUUGGCGUGCUGCUGGCGGAUGCCGAGGAGGUGUGGUAUCUGGAGAAUGCGGCGGGGCACCACUGGCUGGCGCAGCGCGUGCCCGAGGGCACCUUCUUCGUCUCCGGCAACCAGGGGCGCCUGCAGGCACUGCAGGAGGUGAACCUGAGCGACACGGCAGCCGUGCUGGCCUCGCCAGGCCUGGUGGAGCAUGCUGUGGAGGAAGGCCUGUAUGACCCCGCCAGCGGCCAGGCCUUCAACUUCUUCAAAGACUACACAGAGAGCAGCGCCAUCGACGUCCACUUCAACUUCCCGCGCGUGCGCCGCCUGCAGCAGCUGCUGGGCGGCUACCAGCAGCCGCCGACGGGCGGCCUGCUGCCCGCCUUCCUGCCGCCGGGGCGCCCGCUGGAGCUGCAGGAUGUGAUGGGGGGCCUGAGGGACCACUACACUGGGGGGCGGCACGACCCCUAUGCAGCGCCGGACCCAGAUGAGCCCUGGCGCCCCAUCGCCAUUCUGGCAACAGGCAUGGCGCAUGUCACGCGCGUCCUGCCCGCCUCGGCGGGCCUCCCUCCCCACCUCUCCGUCGUCACCUACCUGUCAAUGGGCGCCCCGGCAUGGAACCCCUUCAUCCCCCUGUACGCCGGCCUC